Molecule: messenger RNA, 6776 nt
Organism: Corythoichthys intestinalis (scribbled pipefish)
Lineage: Eukaryota; Metazoa; Chordata; Actinopteri; Syngnathiformes; Syngnathidae
Gene: ergic1
Product: endoplasmic reticulum-golgi intermediate compartment 1
Exons: 10
Coding region: 123-995 (290 amino acids)
Source: RefSeq, a predicted model, not a curated record
GUGCAAAGCGUCCUAAUCUGACGUCAACCCCGGUACCGAUGAAGAACCGGUAGCUUUGAGAAGAAUAGUGUGCUCUCCGUUGUGUGAUUUUGUUUAAUAAUACAGUAGACUGCACAAGCAUCAUGCCUUUCGAUGUCAGGAGGUUUGAUAUCUACAGGAAAGUGCCAAAAGAUCUCACCCAGCCCACAUACUCAGGCGCUUUCAUUUCCAUCCUGUGUUGCGUGGUCAUACUUUUCCUCUUCCUCUCAGAGCUGACAGGAUUCAUCGCCACUGAAAUUGUAAAUGAACUGUAUGUGGACGAUCCAGAUAAAGACAGUGGUGGGAAGAUAGAAGUGAGUUUAAACAUCAGUUUGCCAAACUUACAUUGUGAUUUGGUGGGUUUGGACAUCCAAGAUGAGAUGGGCCGCCAUGAGGUCGGCCACAUUGACAAUUCCAUGAAGAUCACCCUCAACCACGGAGCAGGGUGCCGCUUUGAAGGGGAAUUCGCCAUAAACAAAGUGCCAGGAAAUUUUCACGUGUCCACACACAGUGCCACAGCCCAGCCCCAAAGCCCUGACAUGACUCACACAAUCCACAAGCUGGCAUUUGGAGAGAAGCUUCAGGUACAAAAUGUUCAAGGUGCCUUCAAUGCUUUAGGAGGAGCUGACAAGCUGGCAUCAAAUCCGUUGGCCUCACAUGACUAUAUCCUGAAGAUCGUUCCAACAGUAUAUGAAGAUCUAUCAGGCAAACAGAGGUUCUCCUACCAGUAUACGGUAGCCAACAAGGAAUAUGUUGCAUACAGCCACACGGGAAGGAUCAUACCGGCCAUCUGGUUCCGAUAUGACCUCAGCCCAAUCACAGUCAAGUACACAGAAAGGAGGCAACCUCUUUACCGCUUCAUCACUAGUAUUUGCGCCAUCAUCGGAGGAACGUUUACUGUGGCAGGCAUCAUUGAUUCCUGCAUAUUCACCGCAUCAGAGGCCUGGAAAAAAGUCCAGAUUGGAAAAAUGUCCUAGAAGUGACUCGACAAACACCCUUCACGUCCUUCCACACCUACCCAUGAUGUCUUAUUUAUAAGUGCAAAGUAGUCUGUUUGCUAAAUCUAAUCUGGCUUCCUUGUAGAGAAUGUAUCACGGUGACCAGUAAAGGGCUUAAAGCAAAGGAUCUAACUAUCAGGCUACAGGUUCACGUCUCAGUUACUGAUGCUGCCCUCCGGCUCUGCGCGCUCUGGUGACGUGAUGUGGAUGCUGACUAUCACAUGUCUGCUUCUUCCGUCCAACUUGAGAGUGUGUCAGGGGUCAGCCAAGGGAGUGAUACAAACUAUUAGUUUGUUUGAAGAAUUUUUUUUUUUUUUUAAAUGAACCUUUAAUUUUUUUCCAUUUCAUUUAGUGAACAGUAUGGUGAUCUAUUAAGUCACUGUAAAAUGUGAUGUGUGCGUUUUGGUAUACCACAAUCCCUCAACCCCCAAAUGGUUUACAUUUGCCUGUAAGGUCCUGGACUUAUGGAUUUUUUUUUCUUUCUUUCUUUUUAAAAACGUUGCCUUUUGCUGACAAAAAAUUGAGACGCAAGCUCUUUAUGAGUAAAUAAUUCCUAAGAGUUUUCCAUUCCCUGUUAGUUUACUGUAAAAAAAAAAAAAAAAAAAAAAAAAAAUUGUGCAGUUCUCUUUAUUUCCAACAAACAAACACAUUUUUUUCAAUGUACACCUGCAUAAUGCUAGCACGAAACAAAAAAUACAACAAAUGCAGUAAUAAAGUAUUAGAGCAAUUUUGAAUCCGUUUACAGUACAUUAGUUGUUAAACUUUGAAUUUAAAUCUUUUUAGGGCGAGUGACUAUUUUUGGUAAUUAAAAAAAAGGUUUAACCCGUAAAGACCUGUGUGGACAUCACGUUUUGGGCCGCCAUGUUAAGAUUAGGUGUACCUGCAUGACCCCAAAAUUUGAUUUAGACAUAUUUGAAUGCCAGGUAAAAAUCUAUAUACUAGUUAGUGUAUAUAUAUAUCAGAGAUGUCCUGAUCACAUAGUUGUUCACCUGAGUCACCUGAUUUUGAAAAUCUGGCGCCCCGAAACCGAAAAACAAAAAGUUUUAAACAUGUUACUGUCCCACCGUGCCACCUUCACAGUGUGAAUUAUUUUUAAACAAGAAUAAUGUAGAAAGAGUACCUCUCUUUUUUUAAAUGCUUCAGUGAGUGAGUCCACUAGAAUCCGCUCACCCUGUUGAGAACAGCCUCUCACUUACACAAUGAGUUUUCACAGCACACUACCGCUAAUGUAUAACAAGCUAAAAGAUGAUUGACACAUUCGGCCCCUUUGAUGGUAGAGCUGCAAAGCUUCUCUGGCAAGAUCAAAUCGAGAAAUCUGUCGAUUAUUGUUGACUUUAAAUAACUAAGUCCAGGUUACUGCUGACCAAGAAACGCAGCAGGAGGGAGCGUAAGAGGCUGUACGAGCAUGAAGCAGACAAACAUAAAUAUAUGUUUUUUAAUUAAAAACCUGAUCCUUUUCACCCGAUUCCGAUCCUCUGAAAAAUGAUGGGUUUGGACAGAUUUCUGAUCACGUGAUCGGAUCGCGACAUGCCUUCAAAACACACUUAGCAUUCCUUUGUUCCUGAAAACCUGUUAGCUUGAGGCUAAUAUACAAUAUAAUACACCAUUGAUGAGCUAAUGAAAAUUAGCAUUGCAUGAAAGCUUCUCUGGCAUGAUCAAAGCUUCAACGCCUGUCAAUCAUUGUUAACUUUAACAAGCAAACUCCCGCUGCUUACUGACCAAGAAAAGCAGCAGGAUGGAGAGUGUCCUCUGACAAAUGGUGCGAUCGGCCUGAUUUCCGAUCACGUGAUUGGAUCGGUACAUCCCUAAUACUUAUUCAUCAUUACUGUUUUUUUACAUAAUAUGUAUGUAUUUUUUUGGAAUAAGUUUUUUUUUCCCCAUAGUAUUUAUCAUAUUGCCCGCCAUUGACAAGGAUAAAUGUCACAGGCAAAACAGAUUGAACGUUUAGCACCCUUAAUGGCAGCCAAUGAUUUCGAUGAGUGCCCUAUAAAAAGUUAAAGUUGUACUGCCCCCGGUGGUUAAGACACGCGUCCAAGUCGAAACAGCAAUUAACCAUUUAGUGCAUUCUUUUUGUUAUAUUUUUGUAAAUUUCAAUGUUAGUAUUAUUUACACUACAGCUCUUCCUCUCACUUAUUACUUCGACGCAGUUUUUUUUUUUGGCACCAAGUUAUCACCAAAGCAAUAUUUUUGCAUUCAUCAGUGUUUCAGCCAAAACAGUCAAGUACUGUAUAGGAUUUUCAGCAAAUAAUAGAGAUUAGAUUCAUAUUUUUAUACCAUAGUACCAAAUAAUAACUAUAUACGGUGGUAGUUUUCUCCUUUUUAAGAACGUUUUUGGAGGGGGUUGGAACCUAACUUGGGUAACGCGACAGGAUGGUGAUAGUUAUGUGAUAUUUAAGUUUUUUAAUUUAAUAUUUUGGAAUGGGCACAUUUUAGUAAUUGUAGAGCUAUAUUAAGUUUAAAGAAUUUUAAGAAGCAAACCUGCUUGUAUGAAUUUACAAAAUUAUGUAAAACUCAUAUUUUACACAGUCCUAAAAUAGUAAUGCACUACACAGUAAAAAAAAAAAAAAAAAAAAAAAAACUUGUAAUAAGUUAUGCUAACUCAAGAUUUUAGUUAAGCACAACUCACAUUUUCAAGUUUACUUUGGUUACUUGGUGUAUUGAGUAUUCGUACCCAACCAUGUGCCGGUAUGAUAUUCUGACAGUAUGAUAACCUUAUGCCAGAAUAUCACAGUAUUGCAACUGGCCCUAAAAUGUGUUACUUUGAGAUAUCUGGGUUUAAAAAAAAAAAUCCAUUGAACAGGAUUUUUAUUCAUCUAAACAUAUUAGCAAAUUGAAACAUAAGUAUAAUGUUAAGUUAAAAUACAUUUAAAAAAAACAACAAAAUAUUCAAACUAAAAUUGCUAUUAUGAAUGCGGUCCUUUAAGUAAGCCUAAACCCACAGCCACAGCUCAACAUUAUUACCAUCAGAAUAAAAAUAAUUGAAUUAUUUUCCAUAAAACGCACGUGCGAAUGACUCGUAUCAUGUUUACAUUAUACACACACACUCUUUCUCAACACAGUUGCCAGAGAGAAAAAAACAUGUUUUACCAUCGCUAGACACACUAAACACGCUGGAGUUAACUCAUAGCUGGUGGGAAACGUUCAUGACAGUGUUUACACACCUUUAAUUUUGCAUAAAUGCGAAAUCAGCAGCAGCUACCCUCAGCAAACAUGUUUUUACAUGUCGGUUGGCCCGCUUCUAAGCCACGGCCGUCUGUAACUUUUCUGUAGCCGAAGUAUUCCCAUACUAGUGAUUUCAUUUUCUUCGAUGAAAAAGUUCAGGAGUUUCACCUCCUCCAGCCAUCGUGUAGCACAGCUGACUCACUGACACUGAGCAACAACCGGUGGGGAAGGUUGAGCCUCACAGCUGCAAGUGAGGGGAUUUCUCCAUGCGUUUUUGGGACAUACAAAAUAGCUAAUACCUUAAGGAUGGUAUGACGGAAAAUUUUUGCAGUUUUGAAACCUUGACGUGUCAUACCACAAUAUACCUUACACCGGUAAUCGGCAAAUGUCAAUUCGUAGCUGUGUUAAUGUGAUGAAAUGAGUUGUGCUAACUUGAACUUUCAAGUUAUGGGGUAGAUUUUAUAUUUCUGAGUAAGCAGAAUUUGUAAAAAUGAAUGUGAACUUGGAAUGCUAAGUUGUUUGAACUGAUCCCUAGUAGGAAUGGGAACCUCUUGGUUCCUCAAGAUACGAUAUGAUUUGCGAUACAAAGCUCACAAUAAUGAUGAUCUGACGAUAUGGCGAUACAACGAUUAUCGAUAUAUUGGUCAGGAAAUCAUUCUAGGAUAUUCUACAAACAACUAAUAAGCAGAAAAACAAGCUUCUGCUGUGAAUUGGAAUGAGUUUAUGACUUGUAGACGUCCAAUCCAUUUGAACUGGGAGGGAUGGCAGCGAAUGAACCCUAAAUGUCUAUGGCUGAUAGUGGCAGCCGAUGCAAUUAGGUAAUUUUGGGGCAUACGUAUAAGGUCAUUUUCCUAUUGAUUUUCAGUUACUUCCUGUUGAUUUUGGGGUAUUUUAUGGGUCUCUUCCUGUUUAUUUUGAGUAACAGAACAGGAAGUGACCUGGAAAUCACCCAAAAGAAUAGGCAGUGACUCAAAAUCAACAGAAAAUGGCCUGUAAUUGCCCUAAAAUGAACAGCAAGUGACCUUUAAAUGCCCUGAAAAUCAGACAGAAUGACUGCGAAUGCUCUGGUUUCGAAUGAACAAACGUUCCCAGUCUAAAUGGAUUGGGUGUCAAGCACCGUCAAUGCAGCCCUAGAGUUAACUGAGAAACUAUUAUGGUGGAAGAUUUUGGUAGCAACUUGUUGGUUCAUUUUUAGACAUUGAAAACUUUUUAAAACAAUAUCUCGACUUUGGCAGGAGCAUAUCGAUAACCUUUUGGCAUCAAAGUAUCACCAUAUAUCACCAUUUCGAUAUUUUGUCACACACCUAGUCCCUAGCUUCGCUUCAGAUAGUUGCAAAUAAAUGCGCUGGCAACAGCAUAGUUGACUAGCUCACUUGUCUACUCAUUGCGUUGUCAUAGGGGACACUUCGGUUGAAAUCCUUCUUGAAAUAACUUUAUGUACUUAAACUUAAGUUCAGUUUACUUAAAAUUCUGAGUUCUGUUUACAUAGCAUUAGGGCUGCAGCUAUCGAUUAUUUUAGUAGUCGAUUAAUCGAUGAACUAGUUAGUUCGAAUAGCCUAAUUGAGUAAUCUGAUAAGGAACAUGAACAAUUAAAAUACCAGAGCUGAGCAACAAACGGUAUAAAAAAAAAAAAAAAAAAGGAUCUAUGUACACCAAAAGAAAAAUUGGCUAACUUACAUAGCAAAAGUCCGCUUGCUUAAAUGCUAUAAGAUGCUUUUUUUUUUUUACAAUGCUCCUAACAAAUAGUUCAGACACAUAAACGGCUAAAUAUACCUAUAAACUAAAUUACGAAUGCAUUAAAAAACAUGAGCUCAAACAAAAACUUGGCUUAUGGUUGUCUGAACAGGGAGCAGUUGGAUACAGCCAUGUGAAAUGACGCAGACCAGAGUGUAGUGUGACCACCCUAAUCAAUAAAUCGAAAUGCAAACACAAAUAAACCAUUACAACGCCACUUUAAUUCAACGAAUACUCGAAGCAACAAAAUUUUAUUUGAUUAUUUGUUUCUAAUCGAAUACUCGAGUUAAUCGAUGAAUCGUUGCAGCACUACAUAGCAUAAGUUCAGCUUGCGGUACUUAAGUUUCUGCUUAUGAUGUACUUUUUCUUCUUUUUUACUGUUUAACAUGACAAACAAUGUCAAUGUUCUGGUUUGUCUGCUCUGGCGGAAAGAACUAUAAAAAGCAGUACACAUUUCUUGUAUUUUGAGACUCACCACAUGUUAAUAUAAGAUUUAUUUCCCCUUUGUAAUUGUAUUCCUCCCAUGCUUGUUCACCACCUGUUGUCUUGCCAGUUUCUUUUUAUCAGAUAACUUCCCUCGUUCUAAAAAGAUUGCGGUUAUCCGUUUCCUUAUUCGUAUUAUGAUAAAUUUUUGUUUGAUCACGAUGCCAAUGAAGUUACUGUCAUACAGUCAUUGAGGUUGUUGAAGUGAUCUAUUUAUUUUGCCCCCUUCUCCUCCUUAAACUGUUAUCUGGUACAGAACUCAAUGCCAGGUCCAAAUUCCAAAACGGUGCUUUUGUACUCUUGAACUGAAAAUGUUCUUUUCAUAAUAAAAGCUUAGCUGAACUGUUGCUUGUCCACAAUUUUUUCCGCACAUACUAAAAC